GCAAGCUUCAACGUGCAGCUUCAGUCUGACAUCAAUGAACUGAUCGACAAAAUUUCGGAAAUCAAUGACGAAGUUGUUCAAGGUUGGUUACUUGACGCGGAAAGCAACACUGCGCAAUGUUUUGCCACUCUACGUAACCUCAAUGCACGGAUGACUGAAUGUGCAAACAUUGCAAACACCUACCGAAAUCACCAGAAGGCCUUUAAGGUAGAAGUGACGAGAUUUGAUAUGCUUGAACAAGUAACGAAUGAAGUGAAACUGCGCACAUUGCUGUGGGAAACCGUUGACUCGUGGGCGGCAGCGGUUGAAGAGUGGCACGUAGUACCGUUCGACACAUUGAAUAUCGAAGAAAUGACGUCGUUUACUUCACGUAACGUGAAAAAUAUUGCAAUGCUGGAAAAAGGCCUGCCACCGAACAACAUCGUACCAAAGCUGAAGGAAAACGUUGAAAUGAUAAAGGACAAACUGCCGGUUAUAGGCUUUCUCAGAAACCCAAACCUGAAGACUCGUCAUUGGCAGAAAAUAGAAAACUUACUCAACUACAAAUUCACAGCAGAUGAACAGGUCACACUGACUCUUCUUGAAAAACUAAAUGUUUUUUCGUAUCCUGCUGAACUGAUGGAAAUUGCGGCAGCGGCCAGCUCGGAAUUUGGUUUAGAAAUACUGUUAAAAAAAGUUGAAGAAUCCUGGAAGACUCUAGAAUUUAUCGUCAUCCCGCACAAGGAAUCCAAGGAUGUGUUCAUACUCGGAUCCUUGGAAGAAGUUCAGGCUAUUCUCGAAGAAAGUAACAUCAAUAUUCAGACUAUCGUCGCGUCGCGUCACGUUGGUCCGAUUAAGUCACGAGUGGAAGACUGGGUCAAGCAACUGGAUCUAUUUUGGAAGACACUGGAUGCUUGGCAGUACUGUCAACAGCAAUGGCUCUAUUUAGAGUCUAUAUUCUCAGCUCCCGACAUUCAACGUCAACUACCCGUUGAAUCGAAGCUUUUCAUUGUAGUUGACAAAUCGUGGAAAGACAUAAUGAGAAAAACAGCCAAGAUGCCAUUGGCCUUGGAAUCGUGCUGCCAGCCGGGUUUGUACGAAAAGUUCCUGGAGAAUAACAGAAACUUGGAUCAGAUCUUAAAAUGUCUCGAAGCGUAUCUUGAAACAAAACGUAUUGCAUUUCCACGUUUCUUUUUCCUAUCCAAUGACGAACUGCUUGAAAUAUUAGCACAGACUAGAAAUCCCCACGCAGUACAAAGACACUUGCAGAAAUGCUUCGACGCAAUUUAUCGUUUGGAGUUUGCCACAGCUGUACCUGAAGAUGGUGCAGAGACAAGUGACACUAUACUGACUACAGACAUCAACGCGAUGAUAUCUCCCGAAGGAGAAAGAGUUCAGUUAGGAAAAGGAUUGAAAGCACGUGGUAAUGUGGAAGACUGGUUAGGAAAGGUUGAGGCAUCCAUGUUUUUAUCCCUAAAAAGAAGGAUGAAAGCGGCAAUAAACGAUCUUCACAACAGAGGAAGAGAAAUGUUUUUGGUUGCACAUCCCUCACAGAUUGUUUUGACAGUAUCGCAAAUAUUCUGGGCUCGAAACGUUCACUUGAUUCUCGAUGGUAAAGUCAACGUUGAAAACGCCAUGCAAUCGUUCGAACAAAAAUCUUACUCGGACUUGAAUCAACUUGCAGCUAUGGUAAGGGGGGAGUUGCCGAGGCUGGUACGUGAAGUAAUCAUCAACCUGAUAACCGUCGAUGUCCACGCAAGAGACACCAUAACGAUUCUGGUUGAAAAUAAAGUGAACAGCAGCACAAAUUUCGAAUGGAUGAAAGCACUCCGGUACUACUGGGACGACGAAGUAGAUAAUUGCUUGGCGAGGAUGAGCAGUGCAGAAUAUCUGUACGGGUAUGAAUACCUUGGAGCGCAGAGAAGGCUUGUCAUCACCCCGCUGACAGACAAAUGUUAUCUCUGCCUUAUGGGGGCUCUUCAAUUGGAUCUCGGUGGAGCUCCGGCUGGACCUGCGGGUACUGGAAAAACCGAGACCACCAAGGACUUAGCAAAAGCUCUUGCCAUCCGAUGCGUAGUCUUCAAUUGUUCAGAGGGACUUGAUUACCGGAUGAUGGGCAGAUUCUUCUCCGGACUUGCAACAUCCGGUGCAUGGUGUUGUUUUGACGAAUUCAAUCGGAUUGAUAUCGAAGUACUUUCAGUAAUAGCGCAACAGUUGAUCACUAUAAGAAAUGCGAAGGUAGCUAGAGCCAAAGAAUUUCUAUUUGAAGGACGAAAAAUAAAGCUAGUUAUGUCAUGCGCUGCUUUUAUAACCAUGAAUCCGGGUUAUGCUGGCCGUACGGAAUUGCCAGACAAUCUAAAAUCCCUGUUCCGUCCCAUAUCCAUGAUGGUUCCAGACUACAAACUAAUUGCGGAGGUGACAUUGUAUUCCGAGGGUUUUGAGUCAUCGAAAUCGCUGUCUAAAAAAAUGACAUUGAUGUACACGCUUUGCAGCGAACAGCUUUCCCAACAGGAUCACUACGAUUUUGGAAUGAGAGCUGUAAAAAGUGUCCUUGUGAUGGCUGGAAGUCUGAAACGAGAAAACCCAGACAAACAAGAAGAUGUAGUUUUAAUAAGAGCUUUGCGGGACAGCAACCUUCCUAAAUUCUUAGCCGAUGACGCCGAGCUUUUUCAGGGCAUACUUGGUGACCUCUUUCCCGGUGUAGUUAUACCAGAAGAGGACUAUGGCGUAUUCCAGCAAACAACCAUAAAAGUAAUGCUGCAAGCCCGCCUUCAACCUGAACCUUGCUCGAUAAAGAAAGUCAUCCAACUACACGAGACUAUGAUAGUCAGACAUGGAGUUAUGCUGGUAGGACCCACAGGCGGCGGAAAAACAACUGUCUUAAAAACGUUAUGCGACACGUUGACGCGGCUUUACCAAAAUGGCGUUGUUGGGCAACACUUUCAGCCAGUACACAUGUACACCUUGAACCCCAAAUCUGUGACAAUUGGCGAAUUGUACGGGGAAGUUAAUACCUUAUCGAACGAGUGGCACGACGGAUUGCUAGGAAUUAUCGUUCGCAGUGCCUGCUCGGCCCAAAAUGAGGACCAUCAGUGGGUAGUUUGCGAUGGACCAGUAGACGCCGUGUGGAUAGAGAACAUGAAUACAGUAUUAGACGAUAACAAGAUGCUCUGCCUUGCUAAUUCGGAACGAAUAAAAUUCACCCCAUACGUGCAUAUGGUGUUUGAAGUCAUGGACCUGGCUCAGGCUUCUCCCGCAACAGUUAGCCGAUGCGGUAUGGUGUACCUUGAUCCUUCCGAGCUUCAGUGGCUUCCAUACGUUAAGACCUGGGUUUCUAAGCUUCCUUGGAGAAUAGUUAAUGAUGAUAUGAAAGAGCAAAUACUCGAACUAUUCACCACUUAUAUGGACCCUGGAUUAGCAUUUUUUAAGAAAAAUUGUGAGCACGCUAUUCAUCAGGUUGACAUAAGCAAGGCUAACAUGCUAUGUGCUCUGAUGGAAAGCAUUUUAAACGAACCCGGCUCAAUCGACAGAACAGUUGAAAAAUCACGGACCAAAAAUUUCCUUACCCAAGCCUUCAUCUUCUGUUUUAUUUGGUCUGUCGGUGGAAAUCUUAUAGACACUUCGAGAGAAAUAUUCGAAACGUUCGUCAAAGAUCAAUUCGAUGAAAAUCCUGACGCACGACUACCAGCUAGUGGGGAUCUUUGGAGCCUCUAUAUCAAUGUUCAAGGUCGACGAAUGGAUUUGUGGAUAAAACUAUUGCCAGUAUUCAAUUACAACCCAGAACAACCAUUUUUCGAAAUUCUAGUACCCACAAUAGAUACAGUUCGAUUCUCUUACAUCAUGCAAAAACUGUUGGAAACCAACAAGGCCGUUCUAUUCACGGGCGGUACUGGUGUUGGAAAAUCAGUAAUCGCGAAACUGGUACUGCAUAAUUUGCAGAAAACUGAAUCGUGGGUUCCAGUUAUACUGAAUUUCUCAGCGCAAACAAGUAGCAGUCGUACUCAAGAGAUUCUUGAACUUAAGCUAGAGAAAAAAAAGAAAGCUCUGAUAGGAGCUCCGGUGGGAAAACGCGUUUGCGUGUUCGUUGAUGAUGUCAAUAUGCCGAAGCUGGAUACUUACGGAUCGCAACCACCGAUUGAACUUCUUCGACAAUUUCUUGACUUCGGAGGUCUGUAUGAUAGGGAAAAGUUAUUUUGGAAAGUAAUAGAGGAUGUGGUAUUGUCGUGCGCAUGUGCUCCUCCUGGUGGUGGAAGAAAUAUUUUGACUCCAAGGUUUGUCAGACACUUUGGAAUGCUAGUCAUCCCAGCCCCAACUGAAGGAUCUUUGAAAGCAAUAUUCAGAGCCAUUAUGAGAGGUUUUUUGAAAGAUUUUUGUCCACCCGUUAUGGACGUUGGGGACAAGAUAGUUACAGCUGCUGUUGAAGUUUAUGACAGAAUAGCAAUUGAUCUGCUCCCUACACCUGAAAAGAGUCAUUACGUAUUCAAUUUACGCGAUUUAUCGAAGUGCUUCCAAGGCAUAUUACAGGCUGACUCAUCCGACGUAAGAGAAGCGAAACAAAUCCUGAGACUGUUUUACCACGAAUGCUUGCGCGUUUUUCACGAUCGGUUAAUCAACGUAGAGGACAAGUCUUAUUUUUAUCGUCUGAUGACGGAUAUGUGUAGACGCACAUUCGGAACGGAUGUCGUUCCAUUACCAGAGGAGGAAAUCAUAGAACACCCACCAAUCAUUCUUUUCGGGGACUUCAUGCAGGUUGGUGCUGCUAAAGAGAACAGGAUUUACCAGGAAAUCACAGAUGUUGCCAAGCUGAAAGUGGUCCUACAGGACUACUUGGACGAUUACUGCUUAGCCACAGUGAAAGAGAUGAACAUCAUAUUCUUCAUGGACGCUGUUGAACAUUUGUGCAGAUUAGCCAGAAUAUUGCGAUCCGAGAGAGGAAAUGGACUGUUAGUCGGUGUUGGAGGCAUGGGAAAGCAGAGUCUUACGAGCCGCGGAUAUGACAUAAAUUCGUGGCACGACGAUUUGCGGCGUUUCUACUUUGCACCGGGCUCUCUUGCUACCGAUGCAACGUUUCUUUUCACUGAUACUCAGAUCGUGGUUGAAGAAUUCUUAGAAGAUAUCAAUAACACACUGAAUUCAGGUGAAGUCCCAAAUCUCUUCGAGGCUGAUGAACUGGAAAAGGCCAUAAUUGCAACCAGACCUGCAGCCAAGAUGGCUGAAAUCGCAGAAACAGCCAGGGAUGAAAUAUACCGAUUCUUCAUCGGCAGAGUAAGGAAUCACCUGCAUCUCAUGUUGUGCAUGAGUCCUGUUGGCGACGCAUUCAGGCGUCGUUGUCGCAUGUUCCCUUCACUGGUCAAUUGCUGUACCAUCGACUGGUAUACAAAAUGGCCUGAUGAGGCCUUGCUUUCGGUUGCUGAAAACACUCUAGCCUCCAUGAUGGGGGCUGAUGCUCCUAUGCUCCCCGCUUUGUCUACGAUCUGUGUAUUUAUGCACGAGAGUGUAGAGCAAAUGACCGUGCGGUUUUUCAACGAAGUUAGACGCAGAUAUUACACUACACCCAGCAGUUAUUUGGAACUCCUGAAGCUCUACGCGUCCACUUUGGACACUAAGAAAAAGAAGACUUUGAUGACGAAAGAUAGAAUAUCGAAUGGACUUAGGAAACUGUCUGAAACGAAUGAAACCGUCUCGGACAUGAAAGCCCAGUUACUCGUUUUGGCUCCCAAGUUAAAGGUCAGCUCUGAAGAAGUGUCGAAACUGCUUGUAAUUGUGCAAAAGCAGCAAGUAGAAGCCGAUAAAGCAAGAAAUAUUGUCGCCGCGGACGAGGCCACAGCCAAGGCUAAAGCAGAGGCAAUGGGAAUAUUAGAAGCGGAUGCAAAGAAGGACCUUGAAGCUGCAAUGCCAGCUUUAGAGGAGGCGAAACGAGCGCUCGAAUCUCUCAAUAAAAACGAUAUAAACGAGAUAAAGGUUUUCAACAAACCACCACAUCUGGUUCGCUUUGUCAUGGAAGCUGUGGAUUUGCUGCUAGGAGAAAAACUAGACUGGGCAUCAGCGAAACUAGUGCUUUCAGACGUCCACUUUUUAGACAGACUACUGCAGUACCCUAAAGAUGAUAUAAGCGACAAGCUAUUAAAAAAAUUGCAGGACUACGUAACAAAUCCGGAGUUUGUACCGGAACUGGUGGCCAAGCAAAGUAAAGUCUGUAAAUCCAUUUGCAUCUGGGUCAGAGCGAUAGACGGAUAUGCAAAACUGUACAGGAUCGUCGAACCGAAAAGAAUAAAACUGGUGCAAGCACAAAACGAACUGUGGGUGAUUGAAGGAGUCUUGCAACAGAAGCAGAAACAAUUGGCAGAAGUCGAGAAGAAGAUCGCUAAACUACAGGCCCAGUUUGACGGUGCUGUGAACAAUUUGGCGCAACUACAAUACCAGAUGGCACUUGCUGAAGCUAGAUUGAAUAGAUCUGGACGUUUGACGUCCGCUCUUGCAGACGAGCAAAUCCGAUGGGAAGAAUUAAUGAAAGAUUUUGACAGACAGAUUCAGAAUCUGACCGGCGAUAUCUUGAUCGCCGCUGGAGCAUUGGCAUACCUUGGAGCAUUCACCAGCGUCUAUAGAGAAGAGUUACUCAGCAGUUGGAUUGACAGUUGCAUCAAGGGAGAAGUGCCCAUCACCCCUGGUUUCAGCUUAAUCACCGUCUUGGCUGACCCCUAUGAAAUUCGAUGCUGGAACGGGUUCGGCUUACCAAGAGAUCAAGUCAGUACGGAAAAUGCGAUACUGGUAACACAAGCUGGAAAAUGGCCACUGAUGAUCGAUCCUCAAGAACAGGCUAACAGGUGGAUUCGCAACAUGGAACGUGAGAAUAAUUUGAAAAUAUGCAAAAUGACAGAUUCAAACUUUAUGCGAGUUAUGGAGGCUUGCAUUAGGGUUGGAGCACCGAUGUUACUUCAGGAAAUUGGAGAGAUUCUGGAUCCUAGUUUGGAACCCGUUCUCCUUAAGCAAGUUUAUAUAAUGGGUGGACGAUUGUUGAUUCGGAUUGGCGACAGCGAGGUGGAAUACGACACAAAUUUUAAACUAUACAUUACCACGAAAAUGGCAAACCCGCACUACUUGCCGGAAAUUUGCAUCAAGGUAACAAUAGUGAACUUCACCGUCACGCCGUCGGGUCUCGAGGACCAACUGCUCGCAGACGUCGUACGACUGGAGAGACCUGAUCUCGAAAAAUUGCGGAAUGAAUUGAUCGCCAAGAUUAACGCCGACAAGGGACAACUCCAGUUAAUCGAGGACAAGAUUUUAUCCUUACUGUUCAGCUCUGGAGAUAACAUAUUGGACAACGAGGAACUUAUCGAAACUCUUAACGACAGUAAAGAAACGUCAGCAAUCAUAGCGACGCGUUUGAUAGAAACAGAGGCUACCGAGCAAAAGAUAACAGUUGCUAGAGAAAAGUAUCGGACGGUAUCAACUAGGGGAUCGGUAUUAUAUUUCGUGGUGGCUAAUUUGGGGGAGAUAGAUCCGAUGUACCAGUUUUCUCUAAAAUAUUUCAACCAGGUUUUUAACACAGUCAUCGAAACAAGUCAGAAGAGUUCUGACCUACAAGAACGACUUCUGAUUCUCUACGACGAAAUUACAACGGCUAUAUACACUAACGUUUCAAGAGGUCUGUUCGAAAGGCAUAAACUCGUAUUUAGCUUCAUGCUAAACGUCGCUGUAUAUUUAAACGCUCAGAUUAUUAAACCUGAAGAAUGGAAUUUUUUACUUUAUGGCGCUGGACAAUUUACAGCCCCUCAAAAGCCGGACUACCCAACGCUGACUGAUCCCAUGUGGAAUGGCAUUGUUUAUCUAACACAGAAUUUCGCGAAGUUCAAAAAAUUGACAGACGAUGCAUUCACAAGAAUAAUCAUUUCAAUCGGUACGAAUGAGCAGGAAAUAAAUAUAAUUCCCAGUAACAAUACGAAAGCAGCAAAUGACUGGAAUUCAAGUUUGACUGACAUGGAGAAGUUAAUGUUACUGAAAGCUAUGAAGGAAGAAAAGCUCAUCUUUGGUAUAACGGCGUACGUUCAAAAAAAUCUUGGUCAACCGUUCAUUGAAUCACCAAUGAUUUCUCUUCAGCUUCUCUUUCCGGAUACAUCCAAGACAACGCCACUCGUCUUUGUCCUAAGUACUGGAUCCGAUCCUUUCGCUGCUUUUCAAAAGUUUGCUGCUGAAAUGGGAUUCAUGGAUAGAAUAGAAUCCAUUUCACUAGGCCAAGGGCAAGGCCCAGUUGCCGAGGCGCUUUUGGCCAGAGGCACCAAGGAAGGCUAUUGGAUAUUUUUACAAAAUUGUCACUUGGCCACUUCGUGGAUGCUGAGUAUGGAGAGAUUGGUCGUCAGCAUAGCAGAGGAAUCUGAAGAAGUACAUCAGGACUUCCGACUAUUUCUGAGCUCCAUGCCGAGCGUUUCAUUCCCCGUAUCCAUCCUUCAAAACUCGGUUAAAGUUACCAACGAACCUCCCAAGGGCUUGAAGGCCAAUAUUAAGAGAUCGUUGUUUGAGCUGGAAGAAGACUUCUUUGAAAACCAUGCAUUGGGAUCACAGUGGAGGAAAAUGGUAUUCGGGAUUUGUUUUUUUCACGCCAUUGUUCAAGAACGAAAAAAGUUCGGUCCUCUAGGGUGGAACAUAUUAUACGAAUUCAAUACUAAUGACCGUGAAUGUUGCUUGUUAAACUUACAAAUGUUCUGUACGAGUGGAACGAUUCCUUGGGACGCUCUAAUGUACAUUACAGGUGAAAUAACAUACGGUGGAAGGAUCACUGACAAUUGGGACUUACGUUGUCUCAAGACGAUUCUGGAAGGGUUCUUUUCACCCAUGACUCUAGACCCUGAUUAUACAUACUCAUUGUCAGGAACAUAUUAUUGCCCUGACUACAAAAAACUUCAAAAAUACAAAGAUUUUGUAGAAAGCUUUCCAAUAAUAGAAGAUCCAGAAAUUUUCGGCAUGCAUGAAAAUGCCAAUAUUGCUUAUCAGCUCAGGGAGACGAAAACUGUUCUAGACACGAUUAUGGAUGUGCAACCAAAAAUCAGUGCAGCUGGCGAAGGCAAGUCCAGUUCAGAACUAGCCUUUGAACUGGCUGACAUGGUGAUGGAGAGGAUUAUUUUAUCCAUUGAUUCGUCCGAAUGCAACCCCAUUCAUCUUGAAAAAGAUGCGGCUGGUCGAAUUCCGUCACUUACCACAGUUUUGCUGCACGAAGUCGACAGGUUUAACAAACUUUUGGCUAAAAUUCACUCUUCCAUGGACAAUCUUCAACGGGCCAUUAAAGGAUUCGUUGUAAUGUCUGACGAACUGGAAAAGGUCUUUAGAGCUCUUAUUAACAAUCAGGUCCCACAAAUGUGGCAUAAUGUGAACGUGUAUCCAUCGUUGAAGAGUUUGGGAAGCUGGAUAAGAGAUUUGGAACUGCGAACGGACUUUAUUUCGACUUGGUUGUACCACGAAAUGCCGAUUUCGUUCUGGAUAUCAGGCAUGUCCUUUCCCCAAGGGUUCAUAACUGGAAUGUUGCAAACGUAUGCCCGGAAGUACAACACUCCCAUAGAUCAUCUAAAGCUAGAUUUUGCUCCCACCAAAAUUGUAUUGGAUCAAGAAUUGAUAGAAUCUGCUCACCGAGAACAUCGUAAAGAGGUACGCAGUGCAUACGGUAACGUGAGUCUCCCGCGUGAUGGAGUUCUGAUUCACGGGUUAUUCCUCGAUGCCGGUAGAUGGGAUUUUCAGUUUAUGGUUCUUGUCGAUGCAAACAAAGGUGAGAUGAAUCCGCCUUUACCAGUUUUGCACGUUCUACCGACAGCAUCAUUACCGGAAAACGAUCCACGCUACGUUUGCCCCUUGUACAAGACGAGCAUACGAGCUGGAGUUCUUUCAACAACAGGACACAGCACGAAUUUCGUAGUAUCAAUUUUGCUUAAUUCGGCACGCAGACAAUCCUACUGGAUUUUAAAGGGAACGGCACUCCUGAUUCAAAUCACGAAUUAAUUCUGGGCCUGUGUCGGACAGAAUAUACUUCGGAAAGUCUAAUGAAUUUCCUUGGAAAUG
Diprion similis is the source of this 10023-nucleotide messenger RNA. It is a transcript of the gene Dhc16F, whose product is annotated as dynein axonemal heavy chain 6. Lineage: Eukaryota; Metazoa; Arthropoda; Insecta; Hymenoptera; Diprionidae. Gene Ontology annotation, cellular component: dynein complex. The coding region runs from base 151 to 9963 and encodes 3270 amino acids. The record is from RefSeq and is a predicted model, not a curated record. The transcript has 51 exons. Gene Ontology annotation, biological process: microtubule-based movement. Gene Ontology annotation, molecular function: dynein intermediate chain binding; ATP binding; minus-end-directed microtubule motor activity.